AUGGAGGACACGAACACAACAGACCUCUCUCUGAAUUACACACAUGAUGGAAAUUGGAGCUACGAGUGGGAUACUGAAAAUAGUUGUGGGGAUUCAUUUGAUGGAUAUGUGGUCUUUUUCCUUGUCUGUAUGGUGAUCUGUGUCUUUGGAAUGGUGGGGAAUGGGAUAGUCUUGUGGUUUCUGGGCUUCAGGAUGAAACGGAAUCCUUUCACCGUCUACAUCCUAAAUCUGGCUGUUGCUGACUGCUCUAUGCUCCUCGUGUAUUUUCUGUUAACACUUGCGUAUUUGAACGUAACCAUAAUUUGUUAUGAUGCAGUUGAAUUCCUGUGCCACUUCUUUGUCCUUAGCAGCCUGGGUCUCCUGACAUCCAUCAGCACGGAGCGCUCUGUCUCUGUCAUCUUCCCAAUCUGGUAUCGCUGCCACCGUCCAAAGCACUUGUCAGGCAUUGUGAGUGGGGUGCUCUGGGCCAGCAUCAGCUCUUUCAUGUUGUCCAUCUAUCUUUGCUAUCUCUUUCGUCAAAGAUAUGAGACACUCGUUGGAAGUCUGAUCAUUUUCUAUUCCAUGAUUUUGUCAUUAUUGAUGUUGAUUUCCAACGUGUCCAUGGUCAUAAGGCUCCGAUUUGGCUCACAGAGACGGAGCCUGGGGAAACUCUAUGUUGCUAUUGUGCUCAAUGUCAUCUUCUUCUUUGCCUUUGGGAUGCCUUUCAGCGUAAAUGGUAUCCUUCUACUUUUACAUAACGAUAUUUUCUUUAAUGAAGAAAUGGUUCUUGUUCUGGCUCUGCUGAACAGCAGCAUCAAUCCAGUCAUUUACUUCCUGGUGGGGAGCUGGCGGCAGCGCCGCUUCCAAGGCUCCAUCAAAGUCGCCCUGCGUAGAGUGUUUGAAGAGAAAGCGAGGAGCAAGGAGAGCCCCGUGCCUGAGGGCAUCCCCAUGGAGAGCACUGCCCAAGGCCCUGCUGGCAGCCUGGGUCUCCUGACAGCCAUCAGCACAGAGCGCUCUGUCUCUGUCAUCUUCCCAAUCUGGUAUCGCUGCCACCGCCCAAAGCACUUGUCAGGCAUCAGACGGAGCCUGGGGAAACUCUAUGUUGCUGUUGUGCUCAAUGUCAUCUUCUUCUUUGCCUUUGGGAUGCCUUUCAGCAUAAAAGCUUUCCACGAUCUUUUGUAUGAUGGUUUUCUAGUUGCCGAAAAUGUGACUGGGGUUCUGGCUCUGCUGAACAGCAGCAUCAAUCCAGUCAUUUACUUCCUGAUAAACUGCGUGUGCUUUGGCUGA
Melopsittacus undulatus (budgerigar) is the source of this 1266-nucleotide messenger RNA. Its product is annotated as mas-related G-protein coupled receptor member X1-like. Lineage: Eukaryota; Metazoa; Chordata; Aves; Psittaciformes; Psittaculidae. Gene Ontology annotation, biological process: G protein-coupled receptor signaling pathway. The coding region runs from base 1 to 1266 and encodes 421 amino acids. The transcript has 5 exons. The record is from RefSeq and is a predicted model, not a curated record. Gene Ontology annotation, molecular function: G protein-coupled receptor activity. Gene Ontology annotation, cellular component: membrane.